CAGAGAAGAAGAAAAAGCCGAAGAAGAAGUACACACGGGAAAGCGGAAGCUAGCUGUGGAAAUGUUUAUGUUUUGAUCUACUAUGUCACAUAUGCGGCAAAAAGAUUGUUUAAUAAACCAAAGACUUCGGAUUGACCCAGUUAUACAUGCGAUUUGAAAGCUUCACUUGGCCGUGUCCUCUUUCAAAAGUGGAUAACUCUGAGUUACAACUGAGAACAAGGAGACAAUAACGUGGGAUUAAAGUCGGCCAAAAUAAUGGCAGGGAAAAGCAGAGACAGCGGCGAAGUUAUUAAAAACUACCAUAAACAGGCCUUCGAGUAUGUAUCGAAGGCAUUACGGAUCGACGAAGAUGAUACAGGAGAGAAAGAGGAGGCUGUGCAGUGGUACAAGAAGGGGAUUUCUGUGCUUGAAAGGGGUAUUGAAGUAGAGAUCACGGGGCAAGCAGGAGAGCAAUAUGACAGAGCAAAGAGACUUCAAGAUAAAAUGGUCACCAAUCUCACCAUGGCAAAAGAUCGUCUCGCUCUGUUAGAGGCAGCAAUGGCAAAUAAAAGGAGGAAUGAUCCCCAGAAGACACCAAAUCAUGCCCUCACACAACCAAGGCCUGUGCCUAAAAGCCAGCCUGCAGUGCGAGGUGUGUCCACUAACAUCCGACCCUCCACCGUUAGAACCCCACCCAGACCCACUGAUCAAAAGGUGACGCCACGGAUGGCAAAAACUCAAAAUGGAAAACUUGCAGCUAUGAAACAACUCCCAAAGAGAGAUAUGAAAAACUUCAAGAAUGUGGACAGCAAAUUGGCCAACUUGAUUAUGAAUGAAAUUGUUGACAGUGGAGCGUCUGUAUUCUUUAAAGACAUUGCGGGACAGGACCUGGCCAAGCAAGCACUCCAAGAGAUUGUCAUCCUCCCUGCCUUAAGACCAGAGCUCUUUACUGGCCUGAGAUCUCCUGCGCGUGGUUUACUUUUAUUUGGGCCGCCUGGAAAUGGGAAAACCAUGCUGGCCAAAGCAGUCGCAGCAGAAUCAAAAGCUACAUUCUUCAACAUCAGCGCUGCCACUUUGACCUCUAAAUAUGUGGGAGAGGGCGAGAAGCUUGUGCGAGCACUGUUUGCAGUUGCCAGAGAAUUGCAGCCCUCUGUGAUCUUUAUCGAUGAAGUGGACAGCUUGCUCUGUGAAAGAAGGGAGGGAGAACACGAGGCCUCCCGUCGACUAAAAACCGAGUUCCUCAUUGAGUUUGACGGGGUGCAGUCAGGAGGGGAUGACAGGGUGCUCGUAAUGGGAGCGACCAACAGGCCUCAGGAGCUCGAUGAAGCAGUACUGAGGCGUUUUGCAAAAAGGAUUUAUGUGGCAUUGCCGGAUGGGGAGACGCGAGUCACGCUGCUGAAAAACCUUUUGGGAAAGCACGGGAAUCCACUGAGCAAAAAUGAGCUUUCCCUUCUCGCAAAAAAGAGUGAAGGAUAUUCAGGAAGUGAUCUCACGUCAUUAGCCAAAGACGCUGCGCUCGGGCCGAUCAGAGAGUUGGGACCAGAUCAAGUGCGAAGUAUGGCUGCUAGUGAGGUGCGUAACAUCAAGAUGAAAGACUUUGAGGAUUCCUUGAAGCGCAUUAAGCCCAGUGUUAGCCCAGCAACUCUUCAGAUGUAUACCAAAUGGAACAAAGAUUUCGGAGACACAACAGCUAUUUGAAUUUUGAACUUUUCACUUGUUAAAAAAACAACAAACCCUUUGUAGAGUGGUAAAGCUAUAAUGUAUAUAUGUCGUGAAAUUAGGAAACAUUUCCUGUUAUAUGGGAAGGCUUUGCUACUAAGGCUUUCUUUACUGUGUUUUUACAGUCCUAAAACCCUGUCUUGCUAUUUGAAAUUUCAUUAUUUAUUCCUAAGAAUGUCCUGCAAAAUUACAAUUGAUCUUUCUCUUACCUCAAGAGGGCAGCAUGUUUCUGUAAAUCCUGACAACCGCGCUGAUUUCGGUCAUUUUACACAUCCAUUAUUUUCCCGAUGCGUUGACAUGUUGAUGGUAUUGAUCACCAAGUUCUGUCUGUACUUGUACAUAUGCAAGAGUAAUAAUAAUUGGAAGAAUAUCUGCCAAAUUGGGUGCAUUUUUAUUGCAUUUUUUUUUUUUUUCAUUUGCACUUAUAGUUUGUCAAUACAAAUACUUUUAUUGUAGUUGAAAGUAGGAGACCGGAUGAAUUGUUGUGAUGGCCAAGAAGAGUUAUGAUUUAAUUGAGCAGAACUGUAAUGGUUUCCUACUUUCUUCAUGCAUUAAUAAAUACAUUCAUUAAAGUUU
Molecule: messenger RNA, 2274 nt
Organism: Etheostoma cragini (Arkansas darter)
Lineage: Eukaryota; Metazoa; Chordata; Actinopteri; Perciformes; Percidae
Gene: spast
Product: spastin
Exons: 16
Coding region: 256-1677 (473 amino acids)
Cellular component (GO): microtubule cytoskeleton
Molecular function (GO): ATP binding; ATP hydrolysis activity
Source: RefSeq, a predicted model, not a curated record